UCCUCCCGCGCGGGGCGACGCCGGGGUCCCCGCGGGCAGCCGGCGUUGAUCUCCUCCGGGCCGAGGGCGAAGGCCCGGGCGGCGGGAGCAUGUCCAAGCCGGUGGACCACGUCAAGCGGCCCAUGAACGCCUUCAUGGUGUGGUCGCGGGCGCAGCGGCGCAAGAUGGCCCAGGAGAACCCCAAGAUGCACAACUCGGAGAUCAGCAAGCGCCUGGGCGCGGAGUGGAAGCUGCUCACCGAGUCGGAGAAGCGGCCAUUCAUCGACGAGGCGAAGCGCCUGCGCGCCAUGCACAUGAAGGAGCACCCCGACUACAAGUACCGGCCUCGCCGAAAGCCCAAGACGCUGCUCAAGAAGGACAAGUUCGCCUUCCCAGUGCCCUACGGCCUGGGCGGCGUGGCGGACGCCGAGCACCCGGCGCUCAAGGCGGGCGCGGGGCUGCACGCGGGCGCGGGCGGCGGCCUAGUGCCCGAGUCGCUGCUCGCCAAUCCCGAGAAGGCGGCUGCCGCCGCCGCCGCCGCCGCUGCGCGCGUCUUCUUCCCGCAGUCGGCCGCCGCCGCCGCCGCAGCUGCCGCAGCCGCCGCCGCGGGCAGCCCCUACUCCCUGCUCGACCUGGGCUCCAAGAUGGCAGAGAUCUCGUCCUCGUCGUCCGGCCUGCCGUACGCCUCGUCGCUGGGCUACCCGGGCGCGGGCGCGGGCGCCUUCCAUGGCGCGGCCGCAGCGGCUGCAGCGGCUGCCGCGGCCGCCGGGGGGCACACGCACUCGCACCCCAGCCCGGGCAACCCGGGCUACAUGAUCCCGUGCAACUGCAGCGCUUGGCCCAGCCCCGGGCUGCAGCCGCCGCUCGCCUACAUCUUGCUGCCGGGCAUGGGCAAACCGCAGCUGGACCCCUACCCCGCGGCCUACGCCGCCGCGCUAUGACCCCGCGGGGCCGCUGCGCACGUGUACAUAUGUAUAGGCUCGAGUUCGCGGCCUCCGGGGCAUCUCCCGCGACGGGGUCCCGGGCUGGAUGUACGUAGCUGCGCGGGCGCCCGGCGGGGGGCGAUGUGCGUGUGAAUCCGCCGGAGCGCCUCCCACCCGCGCCUCGCAGCCGCCGGACGGAGGGCGACCUUGUCUGUCCCGCAACAGUGCACUUUGUACUUCGGGACCUGUUGCGUUUUGACCCACCCAGGUGGAGGAGUAACUUUUUGACACGUUGAGCUUUCCAGUUUUGCUUGUUGGAAGUUUAUGGUCCAUUGUGCGCUGCUGCUCAGGCCCCUGGCCUCCCCGGUCCGCGUGGCGAGCUCCCUGAAGCGGCUGGCGCGCGGGCAGAGCCAGGAGCUGUCAUUCGUUUCUCCGAGCGGGGACGGCACCGAGCAGCCUGGCUUUCUGUUUGUACCGUGUGAACUUUGCAGGGCUCUGUUCUCUCAAGCAGAAAGAACCCCCAAACCGGAUCCAUUCCUGACCAGUGGCCGGUUAGGAUCCGGCCUUUUGUAUGUGAGAUGAUCUCGGUUCUUUUGUGUAUCUGACCGCAUGCAAAUCAGAGCGAGAGCUCGCUGGAGGAGUAAGAAAGGCGGACGAGGAAUGUGCAAGAUAUGAGAGGAAAGUUGCCAAUUGGAUUUUCUCUCUCUUUAAAAAUUAAAUCUAUUCGGAGUCUCUGAAUCCGCUGGCGUGGAUCUUUGAUACGGUUUACAGAGAAGGGGAGGGGCCGUGUCCCGGCUCCCCCCGGCCGAGCUCACCUGGAGAUUGUAAGCGUGGGCCUGUCCGUGGGAAUGCCGGCUCUGGGGACGGGGGUUCUUUUCGUGGCCCUGAUUCUGAGUCGGUUCUAGACUCAGACACAUUUUGGACAAAUGUCAAAAGUAGUAAACUUUUAAAAAUUGCGGGAACUAUUUCAGGAGCGCAAUUUUAUCUAAGAUUAAAUCAGACUUUUUGUCUGAGUGGUAAUUAUAUAUUUAUUAUUUAGCAAAUCUGGGCCAAAAAAGCACAGAAUUGUUUUGACAGAUGCCUCUCUUUUUCAGCUAGCAUUUCUCUCCCAACUUGAACCAUUUUAAUGUGUUUUGGAGUCCCCUCCUGGAUUUGCUUAUUUUUUUAGACCGCCUGCAAUUCAUUUGCAAAUUAUGAUAAAACACACUUCAGGGGAAAAGGGAACCUUCCUGAAUUAUAGCUCUUUUUGUUUCUUUUAAAAAUGUAUAUAUUUUGACUGAUGUUUGUGAAUGAAGUUGGCUAACAUGUAUUUAGUUUCAUUUUGGCUUUAUGUAAUAUAAAGGUUUUAAAAGUUUAAAUAUUGGUUUUAACUUUUAUGUGUAAAUGGUUUUCUUGUGUGAUCUAAUUUAAUAUUAGAUGCCUCUAAGCUAUAUCUGUAAAUUAGAAUCCAACUAUCACUCUGUUCAUUUUUUCUGAACAAAGAGUUUAAAUAAAGCCUGAACCAGGGAAAAGAGAAAAUCCUCUAUUUCUUGUUGAGUUCCUAACAAGAUUUUUAUCUGAAUUGCCCUUACGUGCCUGGUCCAGGUGAAGUGUAAGGUAUCCUCCAAAGGCUGCCUUUGUUUCACUUUUGAAUAGAUUUACUAGGAAAUCUAAAUCAAGCCAU
This is a messenger RNA of Heterocephalus glaber (naked mole-rat), 2565 nucleotides long. RefSeq names its product SRY-box transcription factor 21 (gene Sox21). Lineage: Eukaryota; Metazoa; Chordata; Mammalia; Rodentia; Bathyergidae. Gene Ontology annotation, biological process: negative regulation of transcription by RNA polymerase II; brain development; neuron differentiation. Gene Ontology annotation, cellular component: nucleus. The record is from RefSeq and is a predicted model, not a curated record. Gene Ontology annotation, molecular function: RNA polymerase II cis-regulatory region sequence-specific DNA binding; DNA-binding transcription activator activity, RNA polymerase II-specific.